AUGGCCGAAGAGUUCUUUGAAUCCGAGGUUGUCUUCUCCGACCACCAUCGAUCUCCGCUCAACGACUACUGGGAGGUGGUGGCGCCGCCGCAGCCGCAGCAGCAUCAGCAGCAGCAAAAUUCGCGUGGCGGCAAGUCGUGGAUGAGGAGUGGUGAGGGUAAAAAGACGGUGAAGAAUUCGGUGCCGGUGAAUAUCCCGGAGAGGAUGCCGCGCUGGUUGGGUUUCGGCGAGGAGGAGGAGGAGGGUAUGGUGCCGCCGCACGUGAUCGUGGGACGGAGGAUCGACGGGAAAAUGGCGUCGUCGGUGUGCACGGGGAACGGGAGAACAUUGAAGGGACGUGAUUUGAGCCAGGUCCGAAAUUCGAUUCUUAGGUUGACUGGGUUUCUGGAGGUGUGA
Molecule: messenger RNA, 396 nt
Organism: Gastrolobium bilobum
Lineage: Eukaryota; Viridiplantae; Streptophyta; Magnoliopsida; Fabales; Fabaceae
Product: protein S40-1-like
Exons: 1
Coding region: 1-396 (131 amino acids)
Source: RefSeq, a predicted model, not a curated record